AUGGCCACUGGAAGUAAAACCCAAGAGCGCAAGCCAAGCCCUGAACUACCGAUGGAACUAUCAUAUGAAUUUUUGGAGAACAUUACAAAUUACUUCUCCGAUGAGCAUGAAAUUAGUGUUAGUCCAUUUGGAACACUCGAUAAGGGAACUGUACCAUAUGGUGGCACAGUGAUUGCUGUGAAGAAACUUCAAGAAAACACACCAAUGCCAGCUGACAAAACAUUUGAAAAAGAGGUUCAGAAUGUUAUGGCGCUCAAACAUGAAAACAUAGUAGAAUUGGUUGGAUUCUGCAGUGAAACAACAAAGAAAUUAGUGUGGUUUCAUGAAGAAUAUAUAGUGACAGACGCUACUGAACGUUUACUCUGCUACGAAUAUCUACCUAAUGGGAGCCUUCAGAAGAUUCUUUUUGGGACCAAGGCAGCCAAGGAUGUCUCUUCAUCUAAACCCAAUAUCAGAUGGGGGACACGCUUCAAAAUUAUCAAGGGGAUCUGCCAGGGUUUACGUUUUCUACAUGAGUUGGACAAUCCCAUAAUCCAUAUGGAUCUAAAUCCUGAAAAUAUACUGUUGGAUGGAAAUAUGGUGCCAAAGAUUGCGGACUUUGCACUCUCUCGACUCUUUGGCCAAGAUCAAACCCGAUUGUACACACAAAGAGUUGCGGGAUCACAUCAGUACAUGGCUCCAGAAUAUGUAUACAGUGGUGAAAUCUCGACCCAGUCAGACAUAUACAGUCUGGGCCUGUUGAUAAUUGAGAUCACCACUGGAGAGCAGAGUUGCCCUGAAAGCUACCAUCCAUCCGCAAGAAAAUUUAUUGAUAAAGUACGUGAAGAUGGGACACUGGAGCACAUAGCAUCCAAGUAUGCACUGUUGGAUUUAGAAUGCCUUAUGCAAGUAAAAGCAUGCAUCAAUAUUGGGCUGAAAUGUCUUGAGAUUGAUUGGAGAUGCAGACCUUCCAUAGUCGAAAUUGUUGAUAUGCUUAACAGAAUAGGUUCAAGCCAAAUGGUAAAUGAGGGUUUAGUGGAGGCUAUAUCUGGCAAUGUCAAUGGUAUGCAGAAGGAGAUGGACAAGAAUAACUUGCUGGAAGGCGCGACUUUACUUGAUGGUACGCCGGUGCGUGCUAAUGAAGCGGUGCGGGCGUCGACUGCUCCUGACAUUCCGCAGAUUAGAGAUGCCAAUGAAGUUGAAGAUGAGACCUAG
This is a messenger RNA of Hordeum vulgare subsp. vulgare (domesticated barley), 1194 nucleotides long. RefSeq names its product putative receptor-like protein kinase At4g00960. Lineage: Eukaryota; Viridiplantae; Streptophyta; Magnoliopsida; Poales; Poaceae. The record is from RefSeq and is a predicted model, not a curated record. The coding region runs from base 1 to 1194 and encodes 397 amino acids. Gene Ontology annotation, biological process: protein phosphorylation. The transcript has 7 exons. Gene Ontology annotation, molecular function: protein kinase activity; ATP binding.